Microplitis mediator is the source of this 2341-nucleotide messenger RNA. RefSeq names its product transmembrane protein 165. The record is from RefSeq and is a predicted model, not a curated record. The transcript is spliced from 6 exons. Gene Ontology annotation, cellular component: Golgi apparatus. Gene Ontology annotation, molecular function: manganese ion transmembrane transporter activity; calcium ion transmembrane transporter activity. Gene Ontology annotation, biological process: Golgi calcium ion homeostasis; calcium ion transmembrane transport; manganese ion transmembrane transport. Lineage: Eukaryota; Metazoa; Arthropoda; Insecta; Hymenoptera; Braconidae. The coding region runs from base 133 to 1029 and encodes 298 amino acids.
UUAACACAAAUAAACACACAUUUAUAAAAUCUAAAAAAAAAAACUCAGUGUGUUGUGGCAGAGUGUUGAGGUUCAGUUGAUUUGUUACUAAUUAAGGUUAGAAUUUUGUUAACUUGACACUCCACCAUCAAAAUGAUAAAUUACCUGUCAAAAAUGUUUAAAUUAAAUAAAUUAUCCACCAGUACAAUUAUUAUUUUUACAAUUAUUUAUUUUAAUCCCAUAAAAGUAACAUUCGCUGAAGAAUUUCCUCAUGACAUAGAAAAAUCUUAUCAAGGCACCACAGAGGACUCUAGUAAUCCGGAUCCUAAAAUAACAAGUCCAGGUAAUUUAGGAUUCAUCCAUGCAUUCAUAGCAUCACUUUCGGUGAUAAUUGUAUCAGAACUUGGUGACAAGACAUUUUUUAUUGCUGCUAUUAUGGCUAUGAGGCAUCCAAGGCUAACAGUUUUCACUGGUGCAAUAGCAGCUCUUGCUCUCAUGACCAUUCUGUCAGUAAUAUUUGGAUAUGCAGCAACAAUAAUACCACGUGCGUACACAUAUUACAUAUCCACGGCAUUGUUCGCAUUGUUUGGGUUAAAAAUGUUGAAAGAUGGUUACUAUAUGGCACCGACAGAAGGGCAGGAAGAGUUAGAAGAAGUUCAGCUGGACUUGAGAAAGCGGGAGGACGAGUAUGAAAAAGAAGAAAUUGUGACGACAAUCCAAGACCCAGAGACGGGUGUUAUUAAAAAAACUAAAGUUAAACCGUGGAUGCUGAUUUCCCGGAUAUUUUUGCAAGCGUUUUCAUUAACGUUCUUGGCUGAAUGGGGAGACAGAUCUCAACUUACGACAAUUAUUCUUGCCGCGCGAGAGGAUGUCUAUGGUGUUAUCGUGGGCGGUGUUCUUGGACACUCACUGUGUACUGGAUUAGCUGUUUUAGGCGGUCGAAUGAUUGCCCAGAAAAUAUCCGUCCGAACAGUAACAAUAAUCGGCGGAAUAGUCUUCCUUAUUUUCGCACUGACUGCGCUCUUUGUAAGUCCGACAGAGAGCACGUGAAAUAAAUAAAGAUCUUGAACUAAAUAAAAUAAUAAAUAACUUUUUAAAAAUAACGUACAUUAACUGAAAAAAUGUGAAUAUCAAAUAUUGUGUAAUAUAAAAAAAAAAAAAAAAAAAAAAAAAUAAUAUUUUACAGUAGUUAGUAGAAUUAAUUAAACUUGAUAUUAAGUAUUGCUACUAGAAUGUAAAUCAAAUUAAUUAUUUUUUUAAAAAAUCAACAGGGAUUUCAAAAUCCUCUAUUGUUUAUGUUAAAGAAAAAUUAUUACUAUUAUUUUGUAGGGCAUCUUCACUUACUGAUACUGCGAGUGUGUUGUAAUAACAUUCGAGUACCUGAUAAAUAAAUCAUCAAACUAUUGUUUGUAUUGUUAAAUAAUAAGGGCGCUAAUUAUUUUAAAUAAUGAGUCAACUAUUUUACUAAUUAGUGUCUUUAUAUUUGUAAAUAAUAAACAGUAUUUUUUUUAUUUGAUAUUGAUUUAAAAUAUAUUUUUUUUUUUUUUUAAUUGUGAUAAACUUUUUUUUUUUUUUUUUUUAAAUAAACGAUAAUAUUUUUAUAAAUGUAAUUGAAUAAUUACCUUCAUAAGUUAAUUAUUUAUAAAAUUUCUAAAUUAAAUUUUGCGUACUCUUUUUUUUUAAAUUAAAUAAUUUUUAUGUCAUCAUAUUUAUAUAUUUUUUAAAUUUUUUCCCGGGUACUGUAAAUUAUUAUUUAUAAAAUAAUCAAAAUUCGAAUUAAGUUUUUUUAUUAAUUUUAUAUUUGACACUUAUUUAUUUUUUUAAUCAAAAAAAAAGAAAUGGAUAAAGUGGAAAGUCACCGUCAGAUUUUUAAAAAAUAAGGGAAUAAAAAUUUAAAAAAAUAAAUUGUUUAGUCCAUGAGAAAUGAAAUUUAUGUAUUUAAUUGAAUAAAAGAGUGUACAUUGAGAUUUUUUCAAAUAGUGUUCAUUUUUUUUGUUCUAUGCGUAAUAAGAGUAAUUAUAAUUAUAAUAAUCACAUACAAUUAAUCGUAAUAAUAAUUAAAUGUGUAAUUAAUAAACUCUAAAGUACAUAAUUAAUUUAAAAACAUUAAACAGGCAACUGUACAUAAUAGCGGGAAAUUUAAAUAUUUAAAAAAAAAUGAUUAAAAUAAAAGACAACUAGAUCAUAAAAAAAUAUCAGUCUAAAAAAUAUGGACCGCGUAUUUGUUAUAAUUUUAAACUCUAUACUAGUAAUUAAUCAUAAAUACAUUUAAUAUAUAUAGUAACAUAAAUAUCUUUAAUCAUUUGUCGUUUUUUUUAAAUUUAUAAUAAUAGUGUAGGUCAUUAAUUAAUAGCCCAAUCAA